AUGACCACCGACGAGUUCGUUCGCCGUUCCCACAUCCUACACCGGGCUUUCUCUGAGCGACCUGCUAAGAUAGUGGGCGGCGAUGGUAUUAGCACCAUCUUGGAGAAUGGCAAGAGAGUGAUCGAUGCCAGUUGCGGCCCCUCAGUGUCCUGUCUAGGUCACACCCAGCCUGAGAUCUUCGACGCCAUUACGAAUCACCUUAAGAACGACAUCGCUUACAUCUACUCCGGCUCUCCUUAUACUAAUGGUGCGACCGAGGAGCUCGCCGAUAUUCUCCUCGCUGAUAUGCCUGGGGGCUUAUCAAAGGCGAUCUUUGUCAACUCGGGAAGCGAGGCGACCGAUGCGGCCCUUAAGUUAGCUGUCCAGUACUGGUACGAACGUGGCCAGCCUCAGCGCACGCACUUUAUUUCUCGCAAGCAGAGCUAUCAUGGAAACACUAUCGGCGCCCUAUGUGUCUCGGGCCAUGAGUCGCGUAGAGAAUUCUAUAAGGACUUUAUGUCGUCCAAUGUAUCCUUCUUGGAUCCUUGCUAUGCCUACCGCAUGAAGUGGGAGGGUGAGUCGGACGAGCAGUUCGUUCAACGCCUGGCUCGCCAAUUUGAGGAUGAGAUCCUACGUGUUGGCCCCGAUCGCGUUGCGGGCUUCGUCGCUGAGACAGUCAGUGGCACCACUCUGGGCUGUCUGCCCGCCGUCCCUGGUUAUUUUAAGGCUAUCCGAGAUAUCUGCGAUAAAUAUGAGGUUUUACUAAUUUUAGACGAGAUUAUCUGUGGCAUGGGUAAGACAGGCACUAUGCAUGCCUGGGAGCAAGAGGGUAUACAUGGGCCCGAUAUUCAGACUAUCGGUAAAGCCCUGGGCGCAGGCUUCGUCCCUCUGUCCGGUGUUUUGCUCCACCAGAAGAUCUUCGACGCGCUCUCUGCAGGCUCUGGUGGUCUUGUGCAUGGUCACACGUUCCAGGCCCACCCACUUGCGUGUGCUGCUGCCGUUGCAGUCCAGAAGAUCAUUAAGCGCGAUAAUCUGAUCGAGCGGGUGGCUCAGAUGGGUAAUAAGCUUGAAGCAUUACUCCUCAAGGAGAUCGGUCCUCUUCCAUUAGUCGGUGAUAUCCGAGGCCGUGGUCUGUUCUGGGCUAUAGAAUUUGUACUCGAUAAGAAUUCCAAGAAGGCUUUCUCGUCCAAGGACAACUUCUGCGGCAAGGUUGUGAAGAGCGCUCUCGGUAUGGGGCUGAAUAUUCUCGGAAACCUGGGUCACACUGGUGAAUACCAGGUUGAUCACGUCCUGGUCUGCCCGCCCUACAUAACGACAGACGCCGAACUCGAAAAGAUUGUUUCGCUUCUUAAAGCUGCCAUCUUGAAGACGAGUCAGCCAUUUGUUCAGGAGGAGUAA
Penicillium malachiteum is the source of this 1377-nucleotide messenger RNA. RefSeq lists its product as uncharacterized. The coding region runs from base 1 to 1377 and encodes 458 amino acids. Gene Ontology annotation, molecular function: pyridoxal phosphate binding; transaminase activity. The transcript is spliced from 3 exons. Gene Ontology annotation, cellular component: cytosol. The record is from RefSeq and is a predicted model, not a curated record. Lineage: Eukaryota; Fungi; Ascomycota; Eurotiomycetes; Eurotiales; Aspergillaceae.